Messenger RNA from [Candida] anglica, 625 nucleotides. Lineage: Eukaryota; Fungi; Ascomycota; Pichiomycetes; Serinales; Debaryomycetaceae. The record is from the annotation of a GenBank genome assembly.
UCCAAAAUCUCACUAACGAAUUUAUCGAAGGAAAUUCGUAGAGCUAUACAUUGGAAUUGACUCUAGUCCUAGGGGUGAUUCUAGCAGCUCUUGGUCCAAUUCCACUUAUUCUGGUGAUUUCUGGUGGGCCAGUGUCUGGCCCGUUAAUUUUUGCGUGUUGUUGCUACGUCAAGUGGAUCAAUUGAUAUUUGGUAUUCCUAGUGUCUAGUGGGUACACAUCUCCGCAAGUUUUGUUUACAAUGGACAGGUCCAAGCAAGGAUUUCAGUUGUUGUUGGCAGGUAAAUUGAACAUUGUCGUUUUCUCCAUUCAUUAGAAUGUCACAUUCUGCACUUGUUGUAUUCGGUUGCAAGAUUUUAACAUUAGCCUUCUCAUUUGGGAAAUACUCAUGGGUUCAAAAGGCACUAUUGAACUCAAGAUCAAGCUUACAACCUUGUGACACCAGUUCUGAACAAUUCUCCGGAAAAUUAACUGUUUAAAGAGAUCCUAGUCUACUCACAGAAGGAGCUUCGUCUAAGAAUGACAGUUUACUUCGCGAGGUACUUGAUCUCAUUCAAUAACUGCUGGAGUAAUUUUACUUCUUCUCCAUAUUGGACUCCCAUUUAUGGAGUUGCUGCAACUCACUUU